This is a messenger RNA of Danio aesculapii, 2720 nucleotides long. RefSeq names its product Bardet-Biedl syndrome 7 (gene bbs7). Gene Ontology annotation, molecular function: protein binding. The record is from RefSeq and is a predicted model, not a curated record. Lineage: Eukaryota; Metazoa; Chordata; Actinopteri; Cypriniformes; Danionidae. The transcript is spliced from 19 exons. Bases 440 to 2587 code for a protein of 715 amino acids. Gene Ontology annotation, biological process: intracellular protein localization; intracellular transport; non-motile cilium assembly. Gene Ontology annotation, cellular component: neuron projection; ciliary basal body; membrane.
ACAAACAUGGCGCUGCAGAGGAAGCGUGUUAGCUGCGAGCAAAUUCACUUUUCCUGCUGUUGUGUUCACUCAGAUUAUUAUUUUUUUCUGCUAAUCGAAUCAUAUGUUUAAGAUGAAUGUUUAUAAAUAGGCGGUAUGCAUUUUAACGCGGUGUGAACCGUCUUGUAAAGCUAACAAACUCACACUGCUAACGUUAGCCAUUUCAUCCGAAACAGUCAGUCACUAACGUUAACUAACUAAUCCGCAGGAUAAUCCUAGCUGGGAUCACUGUGUCCAUCGGAAAAGCCCGACAUAUAUGUUUCUGUUGUAGACUUUUUAGAAUUGUGGAAUGAUUUAGAGAGAGCUAACGAUACUGCAGCAUCUCUAAAGAUCGACGAUAAACAGAAAAGCUGUCAUAAUUCACUAUAAUCUGUGGAGGGAUUCUUCCGACAAACCAAAUAUGGAGUUAAACCUAAACCACGUUGAUUAUAUACAGGUUGGAGUGACAUCUCAAAAAACCAUGAAACUCCUCCCAAGUGCUGGGCGAAAAUCAACUCAAAAGGUGGCGGUUGCCGAUCAUGAUGGGGUAGUGAGCUGUUUUGGAAUGAAAAAAGGCGAAGCUGUGCCCGUGUUCAAAUCGCUUCCAGGACAGAAGAUCUCCAGACUUGAACUUGGAGGAGCUUUGGGAACCCCGCAGGAGAAGAUCUUCGUGAGCUCUGGAUCUGAAGUGAGAGGAUACACUAAAAAGGGCAAACAGUUCCUUACAUUUGAGGCCAACCUAACAGAGAGCAUUAAUGCCAUGCAUGUUUCAGGGGCAGAUCUGUUUGUGUGUGCCAGUUAUAUUUAUAACCAUUACUGUGACUGCAAGGACCAGGACUACUACCUGUCCGGAGACAAGAUCAAUGAUGUUCUGUGUUUACCUGUGGAGACGGUGGGCCGCAUUGUGCCCAUUCUGGCCUGCCAGGACAGAGUGCUUAGAGUAUUGCAGGGUUCUGAGCUUCAGUACGAUGUAGAGGUUCCUGGUCCUCCAACUGUUCUGGAACUUCAUGACAGAGAUGGAGCAAAGGGUGGUGAAGAGGUUCUUUAUGGGACAGCGGAUGGGAAACUGGGUCUUGUAAGGAUAACUAAAUCUGGACCUGUCACAAGCUGGGAACUGGAUAACGAAAAGAAAAAAGGAGGUGUGCUGUGUAUCGAUACCUUUGACAUUGUUGGCGAUGGUGUGAAGGACAUUCUGGUGGGAAGGGAUGAUGGGACUGUGGAGGUUUUUGGUUUGGAUGGAUCAAAUGAACCGACACUGCGCUUUGAGAAUGUUUUGUCUGAGAGUGUUACAUCGAUUCAGGGCGGUUGUGUUGGAAAGGAAAUGUACGAUGAAGUUCUUACUACGACUUACACAGGAUGGGUGUCAGGUCUCACUACAGAGCCCCAGCAGAUGGUAGCAGGCCCUGGGGAGGAGAUCAAGAUGAGCCAGGAGACCCAGGGGAAGGUGGCCGCACUCAGAGCUGAGCUGGAGCAGUUGCAGUUAAAAGUGUUGCAGGGGAGAGAAAAAUACCAGCAGAGCUCUCAGUCCAGCACCGCGGUAUCUGCUGUGCCAGUCUUUAGCAUCAAUGAUAAGUUUACUCUGUGCCAGGAUGAUGCCAGCUACAGCCUCACACUAGAGGUGCAGACGGCCAUUGAUAACUUGCUUCUGCAGAGUGAUGUUCCCAUUGACCUGCUGGAUGUUGAUAAGAACUCAGCAGUGGUCAGUUUCAGUGAAUGUGAUUCAGAGUCAAAUGGGAACUUCCUCCUGGCCACUUACAGGUGCCAAGCAAACACCACAAGGCUGGAGCUGAAGGUGAGGUCUAUAGAGGGUCAGUAUGGCACUCUUCAGGCUUACGUGACACCAAGGCUUCAGCCCAAAACCUGCCAGGUUCGACAGUACCAGAUCAAACCACUUUCCCUCCAUCAGAGGACACACACAAUCCAGCAGGAGCGGCCCAUGAACACUUUGAGACUGACAGGACAGUUCAGUUUUGCAGAGAUUCAUUCCUGGGUUGUGUUCUGCCUGCCGGAGGUGCCCGAGAAAACGCCGGUCGGAGAAAACAUCACCUUCUGCUUUCAGAACACUUUCCUGGGCACUCAGCUUGAAGCCACUUAUUGUAAAGGUGAAGCAAACUUCAAAUCAGACAACAUUUCUACCAUAUCCAUACUGAAGGAUGUUUUGUCCAAAGAGGCCACUAAGCGAAAAAUCAAUCUGAAUAUAUCCUACGAGGUGAAUGAAGACUCUGUGAGCCACACUCUACGAAUGAUUCAUCCCAAGCUGGAGUAUCAGCUGAUAUUGGCCAAAAAAGUUCAACUUAUUGAUGCUUUAAAGGAGCUGCAGGUGCAUGAGGGGAAUGCAGAUUUUCUGAUCCCUGAGUAUCGCAGUAUACUGGAUGAAUCUGCCCAGCUUUUAGAAGAAUAUAAGAAACAACCUGCUCACUUAGAAAGACUGUAUGGUAUGAUCACUGAUCUUUUCAUCGAUAAGUUCAAGUUUAAAGGGCAGAAUGUCAAAACAAAGGUUUCACAGCUACUUUCGAUUUUGAACAACUAUGAACUUGAUUCGUUGAUGGAGUUUUUCAGCGAGGCUUAAUGCAGUCAUGUGAAAAUGACAUUUUAAUUAAACCUGUUUUACUAAAUGAGUUGUUUUUUUAUUAUUUUUGCAAUAAACAUUUAGUAUAAUAAAGAUUCAAAUUAAAAUGUUCAGUGCAAUAAACAUAAAAAUG